CCGAGCCGGCUUGUGUCUGUUCCCACCCGCUAAUUCUGUCUGCCUUCGCCGGCCCUGACGCUUCUGCCCCGUUAGCCUGGACGCCGGGCCGCCUCCUGAGGCCCACUUUAAGGGGCAGCCCGCGAGCCUGGAGGGCGGGGGGCUCGGCUUACUCGGGAUCCGUGGCGGGCACGGACUUUGCCAUGAACUCCCCUGGAGGAAGGAGGCACGAAACCACAGGAUCCAGGGGUAGAAGGGCUCACAGACCCCGGGGACAGGACCAAGAUGUGCAGCUGUCCAAGGCUCUCUCCUACGUGCUGCGACACGGGGCCCUGAAGCUGGGGCUUCCCAUGAGGGCUGAUGGCUUCGUGCCCCUGGGUACCCUGCUGCAGCUGCCCCAGUUCCAUGGCUUCUCGGCUGAAGAUGUGCAGCGAGUCGUGGACACCAACGAGAAGCAGCGGUUUGCCCUGCAGCCAGGGGACCCCGGCACAGGCCCUCUCAUCCGGGCCAAUCAGGGUCACUCCCUGCAGGUACCAGAGUUGGAGCUGAUGCCCCUGGAGACCCCACAGGCCCUGCCCCUGAGGCUCAUCCAUGGCACAUUCUGGCAGCACUGGCCAUCCAUCCUGCUCAAGGGCCUAUCCUGCCGGGGAAGGACACAUAUCCACCUGGCUCCAGGACUGCCUGGAGACCCUGGUGUCAUCAGUGGCAUGCGGCCAAAUUGUGAAGUGGCCGUGUUCAUUGACGGGCCCCGGGCCUUGGCAGAUGGAAUCCCCUUUUUCCGCUCUGCCAAUGGAGUGAUCCUCACCCCGGGGAAUGCUGAUGGCUUCCUGCUUCCCAAGUACUUCAAGGAGGCCCUGCAGCUUCGCCCUACCCGAAAGUCCCUUUCCUUGGCUGGUAAUGAAGAGACAGAGUGUCAGAGUGGCCCCAAGCACAGCUCCAGAGGAAGCAGGAUGACCCAACAAUAAAAUAUUUAUUUUUUAAAAAA
This is a messenger RNA of Neogale vison (American mink), 964 nucleotides long. It is a transcript of the gene TRPT1, whose product is annotated as tRNA phosphotransferase 1. Gene Ontology annotation, biological process: tRNA splicing, via endonucleolytic cleavage and ligation. The transcript has 8 exons. The coding region runs from base 183 to 944 and encodes 253 amino acids. Gene Ontology annotation, molecular function: tRNA 2'-phosphotransferase activity. Lineage: Eukaryota; Metazoa; Chordata; Mammalia; Carnivora; Mustelidae. The record is from RefSeq and is a predicted model, not a curated record.